AUGAAACAGUUCCUUGUACUAGUGUUUGUGGCGGCCCUUCUAGGAGUACGGGGGGACAGCGACAACGAUAACCACCACCACCACCACAGCAGCAGUGGAGGCGGUGGAGGUGGCAGUGGUGGAAGCGGGGGUGGUGGCGGCGGGAGCGGAAGAAGUGGGACCAGCGGCGGAAGCGGAAGUAGUUGGACCAGCGGCGGCAAUGGCGGAAGUGCAUCAUCACAAGGCAGCUCAUCUUCUGGUCAUGGAGGUGAAACUAUCCGCGUCAUAAAAGGGCAUGUCAAUUCAGGUGGAUCUCAUAUUGUUGAGACAGUUCCGGUGCAUACAUACAAGAUGCAAUAUGUCCAGCAACCGCCUACACAGUAUCACACCGUAUACCAGCACAUCCCUACUCCCUAUUUCGGCGGAUAUCGAGAUGGAGGCUUCGGCGGCCGUGGGUUCAAUGGGGGCUGGGACGAUAGGUAUCAAGGAAGAUUCGGCGGACCUGGCGGACCCGGUGGACCAGGUGGACCUGUCCAUAUCAGCUACUCAACAUAUAACCAUGUAUACGGACCCAGUGGUGGUUAUGGGCCAGGUGCUGGCUGGUCUAGUGGGGGUCCUGGUGGUUACUGGGGUGGAAACGGAGGUCCUGGUUAUGGCGGUCAAGGAUACAGCGGUCCUGGUUACAAUGGUCCAGGAUACGGAGGACAAAGCUACGGAGGGCCUGGUUACGGAUGGCAGGGAAACCAAUACGGAGGACCCUCUGGUGGUUACAAUCAUGGCUAUAGAGGCUACCCCAAAGGCAAACCGUACUGA
Molecule: messenger RNA, 792 nt
Organism: Mizuhopecten yessoensis (Yesso scallop)
Lineage: Eukaryota; Metazoa; Mollusca; Bivalvia; Pectinida; Pectinidae
Product: glycine-rich cell wall structural protein 2-like
Exons: 2
Coding region: 1-792 (263 amino acids)
Source: RefSeq, a predicted model, not a curated record